Chrysoperla carnea is the source of this 1836-nucleotide messenger RNA. RefSeq lists its product as uncharacterized. The record is from RefSeq and is a predicted model, not a curated record. Bases 1 to 1836 code for a protein of 611 amino acids. Gene Ontology annotation, molecular function: nucleic acid binding. The transcript has a single exon. Lineage: Eukaryota; Metazoa; Arthropoda; Insecta; Neuroptera; Chrysopidae. Gene Ontology annotation, biological process: DNA integration.
AUGCCGAAUUUGUUCAAAAUUCCUCCACGUUUAUUCACCGAUGCUCACAUCGUUUUAUAUUGGCUCAACACUCCUCCACAUUUACUCAAAGUUUACGUUGCCAAUCGUGUUGUAGCCAUUCAACAAAUUACUCAACAAAUGUGUUGGUCUUAUAUUCAUACUUCUGUCAACCCUGCUGAUAUCGCAUCUCGCGGACUGACCCCUGAUCAGUUUUACAAAUCAACUCAACAUGACUUGUGGUUUCACGGACCACCGCUAAUUUCGGAGCCUCUCAGUCAGUGGCCCCCUCCUUUUACGGAUACAAUUUCCAAUAUUGCUGAGCUGCCCGAAAUUAAACCCUUGGCUCUCGCAGCCAAUUUAAUUGCUCCUGAUCAAAUGUUAGAAUUAUUUUCUCGCUUUUCGUCAUGGACGCGUUUGAUCCGAGUAGUCGCAUGGAUGCUUCGUUUCAUCAAACAGUGUAAAGCACGCCUACAGCAUCUAGAACCCAUUUCUGGUCCGUUGUCCGUCACUGAAUUAGAUUUCGCGAAAAUCAAAAUCAUUCAUAUAACUCAAAAACAUUAUUAUUCCUCCGAAAUUCAUUUGUUAUCCGCUCAUAAAGCUCUUAAAGGCAGUCUCAGCUCGCUCAGUCCGUUUUUAGAUUCUUCUUCCAUAAUUAGAGUGGGUGGUCGCCUCGACCACUCCCCACUAUCUUCAGCUUCCAAGCACCCCAUUUUAUUGCCCAAAGUGGCACACAUCUCCCAAUUAAUAUGCGUUCAUGCUCAUUUGUGUUCUCUUCAUUCUGGGCCCAGAGCAGUCCAAGCUUCUGUUCAAGCUCUUUAUUGGAUUCCCGGUCUUCGUGGUCUCGUUAGGAAAGUGAUCCGUAACUGUCCCACAUGCUACAGAUUUCGUGCUGUGCCCUUCACGCCUCAAAUGGCAGCUUUACCCGAAUCUCGAGUCACCCCCUCGAAACCAUUUUCUCAUACCGGAGUCGACUUCGCCGGUCCAUUUGUUGUUAAAUCCGGCAACCCACGUAAACCUCGUUUAACAAAAGGUUAUCUCUGCAUUUUUGUGUGUUUUUCCACAAAAUGUGUCCAUCUUGAGUUCGCUUCAGAACUCACUACUGAAUGCUUUCUAGCAGCACUGGAUCGAUUUGUAGCUCGUCGGAGUCUUCCAUCCGACAUAUAUUCCGAUCAAGGUCGGAAUUUUCUUGGCGCCUCACGCCUUUUAAAUGAAAUUUCUAUUUUCUUACAAGAAAAUCGCGAGAACAUCUCCGAUUAUUUGUCUCUUAAAAGUAUACAAUGGCAUUUCAACUGUGCAUAUGCACCUUGGUUCGGGGGUUUAUGGGAAGCUGGCGUCAAAUCCGCCAAAUCGCUCCUCAAACGCAUGUUCAAGGAAUCUUCCUAUUCCGUUGAAGAUUAUUUCACGAUAUUCGCCCGCAUUGAAGCGGUGUUGAACAGUCGCCCACUGUGCGAUCUAACCCCUGGACACUUUCUUAACGGCACCCCCUUGACCUCGUUGCCCGAGCGAUACCCACCGUGUGAACAGCCCGUUCGUGACCGUUGGCUGAACCUGCGACGCUUGGUUCAAAGUUUUUGGAAACGUUGGUCGAAAGAGUAUUUAAAUACUUUAAUUCAAAGAAACAAAUGGAAAUCGCCUGCCGCCACCCCUGAGGUUGGGGAUGUCGUAUUAGUAAAAGGGGAUCAAACUCCCCCACUUUCUUGGCCUAUUGGUCGUAUAAUCAGACUUCACAUGUCUGCAGACGGUAUACCUCGUGUUGCCGAUUUAAAACUUGCGGAUCAGCAAGUAGUUACUCGGGCGGUCGCCAGACUGCUUCCACUGCGUGGGUCGAUCGAGUAA